AUGCCUGACCAGUGGAAGGCUGUUUUCCAGCUUUGCUGUCUUGCGCUGGCUGAGGCUGCACCCGCGCGAAUCGCCAUUUAUGGUUCGUGUGCGGCACGUGCAGAUGUUGAUGCAGAGUACAAUCUGCAAGGAGAGACUGCGAGCGGCGCCCCCAUGUACAAAGCGGUCGCAAGCGAUCUCCACAUCUACUUUGACCCCAGCUGUGAUGGCACCACCACAGACUCGAGGUGGAUCAUCAGCCACCUGUCUGGCACUCCGGACCGAAGUCUGGCCCAUGACCUUGAUGGGGAUGCGGCGUGCAACUCCGUAGCCUACAUCUCGUCCACCUCGACGGUCGCACCUCCACAAGGUUCUACCUGGACCAUGGACUGUGGCUCCACGCAAAGUGUGGAGUUGACCAUUGAGGAGGUGGAAAGAAGUGGACAGCAGAUCGCUCCGGCAUUUUUCUGCGCGUACAGCUGCGAAAACAGAGGAAAGGUGACACGCCCCGGUAGAUGCUUUGAGAAGACGGAGGUCUUCUGGACUCGUGGUGUCAGCUGGAUGCGACUUGCAACUCGCAUGUCCGAAAUUCCAGAGGGCGCGGGUGUCAACAUUGUCCCACUGACGGAGGAGUGGGCGACAUACAGUGCAGGUGACAUGACGUGGGAAGGCUGGUUCCACGUGAAAGCAGCGCCUGCAGCUGGACGGUCCAUGCUUAUUGGCACUUUUGGGACGAACGAUGCCGACAAUACGUUCAGCAACCAGAAUCGGCGACGACACGGCGCCAUUUGGUUGGAGACAGACGGCACGCUCGGACUGAGCAGCAACACUGGCGAGUCAAGUGGCUACAUUCAGGGUCCCAACGUGAUCGAUGGGAAGUGGCAUCACGUCGCUGCGAUCUGGAACCAGACAGCUGGCGGAGGUGCCCAACUUUACAAGAGUUUCAAAUUCUUGCACGUGCGCUAUUUGACCAUCGCUGGCAGAGCUGCGAUUCUCGAAGACUUGAUCGUCAAUCUGAAGGCCGCCAUGGCUCAGGAGUCGAACACGAGCUCUGAUGAUGUCUGGGUAUAUCUCAGCGAUGAGCAAGUCAUCGGGAAUGAAGGGCGCACCGCUGUGUCCAUGGUUGUCAACGUGGAGAGGAAAUCAGCCGACAUUGCCUUGGCCCGUCUUGUCCGAAGCGACACGUUCGAGGCACGUAUGAUGAAUGCCCUGAGGAUAACGACGGACAUCGCCAACUCCUACACAGGCUUGCUACCUGUGGAGAAUAAUCAGCUCAUCUACGAUAGCGUGUUCCCGACGAUGGCCUACGUUGGAAACGGGCGGUUGUUGGUAGAUAGCAUCGACUACGCUGGACGUCUCACCUACUCGCCCUUGGCAGAGAACAUCGCCGACAACGGUCAGUUCCUUGUCGGUGGCGGCCACCAGGGCCGCGCGGUGGAGUGCGAGCUGGCAAACGUGCGCUUGUGGAGUGUGGCGCUGACAGAGGAGCAGCUCCACGCUGUGCAGUCGUGCUCAUUGCCAGAGCCAGCGAGUUUCAUCGGUGGGUCCUGGCCGCACAGCCUUCACGCGGCCUGGUCCUUCAACGGCCACUUCAUCAACAGCUUUGGGCCAUUGGACAACCUGACGGAAGAGAGCGCCUGGGAGGAGCAGCUUGGAACAGGUUUCAAUAGUGCGGAUGGGAUGAAUUAUCCGUACUGGAAAAAUCUCCUCACUGGCCAGGCAGUCCAGACUUACACCAAUGAAAUGGACCACCACCUCAGCCGUCUGAACGGCGGUGACUUCAUUCGAGGUGGGCUUUGCGACUUCAGCGCCUGCCCGGCGAUCUCGCCUGAAACCCUUUGUCCUCUGGAGCGGAGCGUGGCCUUCUUCAGCACCGAGGAAUGUGAGGCCUUUGCCAGCUUCAAUUACUGCCGGCAAGCCGGGAGCACGCGCAAUCGUCCGAGCAUGCCGCACCUGGAUGGCUGCCAUUUGGGAACGUAA
Messenger RNA from Symbiodinium necroappetens, 1959 nucleotides. Lineage: Eukaryota; Dinophyceae; Suessiales; Symbiodiniaceae. The record is from the annotation of a GenBank genome assembly.